Chlamydomonas reinhardtii is the source of this 905-nucleotide messenger RNA. RefSeq lists its product as uncharacterized. NCBI's taxonomy places the organism in Eukaryota, Viridiplantae, Chlorophyta, Chlorophyceae, Chlamydomonadales, Chlamydomonadaceae. The coding region runs from base 502 to 711 and encodes 69 amino acids. The record is from RefSeq and is a predicted model, not a curated record. The transcript has a single exon.
GAAGCUAUUGCGCUUUGUUUCGCUGCCUUGCUCGCUGCGUAGUUGCCACAAACGGGCUUGGGGUCGAGGAGGUGCGAAAUCCCGAACUCGCACAGACUUCUGCAGCGGAGUGAAGGGAGGCGCAGCUUCGCAGUUAGGGCUGCGCUUGGCCUCCCCGCGGCCUCACGACAUACAGAAGGUCAAAGUGAACGCGACGGAGCACAGCGGCUGGGCUCAGGAGCGUCCUACGAGGAGUCGGCAUCAGCGGCAUUUCGAAUCUGCCCUCUCCGCGCUCGCACCUGGAGCGUCGCCGUAACCCGCUGCUGAGCGCGCUGGGUUUAGCUAUAUCAUAGGUGUAUUGGGCUCUCAGGCACCUGCGAAAAUCGUGCCGGUGAGAAGCUUCGGCUUGCACAGGCACGGCGUGCCUCCUGAACCCAGCUUGGUCCCGCGCCCACCACCUCCCUUUCCCCUCGCACCCCGCAUCCGCCCCUCCCCACACUGCUGCCAUCCGUCGAUUCCAUCAUGUGUUGUGGCAAUCAUCACCUCCUCAAAAACCGCUUCAUUUGCCCCUCAUCCUCGCCACGCACUGUCAACCUGGCCGCCUCAAUGGUCGUCCUCUUCAGUGCAGCCCUGCAGUACAACUCGCUGCUGGCCGCCAGUGGCCAGGAGGAUGCGUUGCCUCCACGCGCUCCUUCAGGGCACGGCCUGCAGCUGCAGAUUAGUGCGCGCUAAGCUCACUAGUCUUCUUGUUCUUGAUUGUAGCCUGGGCUUGCAGCGCACAGUUGCGAGCCAUUAGACAGCAGACACGGCGGCGCUCAGACUCCCGCACCGCCACGGCCUCGGGGAGGCUUGGGGUUGCCCUUGGGUUUCGUGCCGGUGCUGGGCGUGCUGGGGUUGGGCUCCAUGGAUCCGGCCUGCACGUGUCG